Messenger RNA from Ostertagia ostertagi, 2976 nucleotides. Lineage: Eukaryota; Metazoa; Nematoda; Chromadorea; Rhabditida; Trichostrongylidae. The record is from the annotation of a GenBank genome assembly.
ACCAGCGUCAAAUAUUUUCAUCCGGUGAAGAAAAAGAAAGGAAUCAAACCCAGAGAUAGGAGGACUCUAGAAUAUUUAUCAUCAUUCACUGCAACUUUAAAUGAGGUGAUGUCGAAGCGAUCCCUAUCAGACAAUAGUGAUGGAUCGGAUCAGGACGACUCCCACUCGGUUUCCGAUGAUCAAGAGAUUGCAGCGAAGAAGCGGCGACUGGUUGCCUUUGAGACUGUACGACUUCUGUCCGUCAGUGGCGUCAAUGACAUUGACGAGAAGAAGGCGAAGGUACAGGCUUACAAACUCUCUGAAGCUCUUCGACACAAGAACAAACAGCUGAAAACGAAGGAAAGGGAGAUAGAGCGGCUUCGACAGCGUCAGAUGACUGACGAGAAUACCAGCUGCACUAUAAAUCGGCACUGGAACAACUUGGACGAGCAGUUACGACUGAUAGCAUUACGUGGUGCUUCAUCUGAGGAAGUUGAAGAGUUGCUCGAAAGCAAUGACGAAGCCUCUACAGGCGAUUUCUUGGAUGAAAUUGUACAAAUGGAGGGCGUCCAAGGAGAGCAUGUCUACGAUAAACGAGUGCAACAAAGCGUUCGCCUUUUUGAGAAGGUUAUGCAGCAACUAUCUCGAAAAUCGGAACACCAUCGUGCAUUCAGCAAGAAGUUGAUCAGCUUCUUCGAAUCGUCGUCCUUAGCCGGUGAAAGUCGAGAUGAGGCUUUCCAUAGUGUAGUAGUAGAAAAUGAGCGGCUGACAGAAGAGAACAGCCGCCUUCAACGAGAAACAAAUCGUGCUCAGCAAAAAUAUGCACGGUCCAGUCUCAAGAAUGCGAAGACCCAAAUUACAUUGUUAACUACUCGUAAUGAAGAACUCGCAAGGGAAUUAGAGGAGGCCAAGUUUGAUCUCGACAACAAGGCGCAACGGCUGGUGAACAAACUGGAUUACAAACUGUAUACACUCGCCAAGGACAACACAGCCCAUUGCGAACUGCGACCGAAUGCAAAGAUGCUCAAUGGUGUAUCCAACGGUGGAGGGAUGAGCGACUCACAGCUUGAAGAACUUCGUGCCGAAAGUGAACUGAAUGCGGACCUGGCAGCGAAACGACUACAGGAAAUUCAUGAGUUGAAUGAGCGCAUUCAGAAAUUUGUUGAAGAUGGUGUGCGAAUGGGAUGUGAACUUAAGUCUGCAUACAGCUCAUCAGCUCAGAUAAUGCAAAGCACAGAGUAUCAAAAUCUUGUUGCUUUCUAUUCCGUGGUUAUCGAUGAGUGCAGGAGGCUCAGAAGUGAUUACGAAGCUGUUACUGAGGAGCGUGAUUUGCUGAGGCAGGAAAUGCUGCAAAAGGUUGAAGAAAUGAAGGCGGAUGAACAUCAGUCUAUGCGAAAAAUGCGCUCUCUGUGUGAGCAGAUAACUCGGGAUCUGAACCAGAUGAGAACGGAGUCUGACAUGCUGCGAAUGGAGUUUGAGCAGUCUCUUGCUGCACACAGUAAACAGGAUGCAAAGCAGCAGGAUAUCAAAGUGUUGUUUGGUACGCUGAAAACACAAAAUUAUCAGCUGAAUUCGGACGUUGCAAAAUAUCGGAAGAAAUGGAAAGAAGGAGUGAACACAAAUUACAAAAUACAAACGGAACUUGAUGGCGAGAGGAGGCGGCUGGAGCGUUGUCUUGUCAUAGAGUUAGAUGAUGAGGAUUCGAAUGAACUUGCUAGUCCAGAUCAGUCAAGGGAUGACCUCGACGUUAGUGAUGAUGCGAACGGUGAAAGCAUUAGCAGUCUACAAGCAAAAAUUUUGGAACUGAAGCUAAAAUUGGAAGUGUAUGCUGAUAUAGGAACGGACGUGAGGGACAAAGCUGAGUUACUUGUUCGCGAGCGCCGGCUGAAGAGAGAAAAUGAGCGCUUAAUACACCAGAUCAAGCGUUUGGGAAAUAUCGAGCGAAAAGAGAGGAUGCGGUAUUUUGAAAUGGAUGCGAACCGCCUGUUUGCUCAGAAAGACAGCGAGAUUGAGCGACUGAAACGUGAGGUGACAAUGCUCAAGGAUACUGAAGCGUCUUUAAUGCUCGAUCUUGACAACACUGGCUCUGCGCUCGAAGAUCUGCAAGAACAGAAUGCCAAGCUGAUCUCCUUGCAAAAGGAAAACGAUGAGGGCCAUAUCAAAAUGAUGAAUGAUAGGAUUAUCGCUACUCAACUGCAAGCUCACCUGGAAUCGCAAGUGAAUAACCUGACAAGACAAAUUGCAGCGUUACAGUGUGAAAAGGAGUCCCAAAAUGAAGCCUUGCGGCUGGCUCUGGAAACAAUCGGCGUGAAAACAAAGGAGAAUGUAAGGCAAAAUCGUAUGAUCGAAGCUUUGAGAAAGCAGCUUACUGAACAGUCAUUGAAUACCGCUGAUCUGGGGACGCGUAGUGAGAAAAUCGGGGCGCAGCUGAGAGAUAUUCAAGAGGUUGUUGCUUCGAAGACACUGCAGCUCGAGGUAAUUGACCAGAGGAAACGUCGAUUGGAAGAGGAGAACUCAACGCUUCGAAAGCGUUUGGAGCGAGCGAAAAAGAGCGAGAAGCUGGGGAGUACGGACGCGGUGUUGAUGGAAGAAAUACGAGAACUCAAAGAUGUACUCACCUGUCCAUCGUGCAAGGUUAAUCGAAAAGAUGCUAUCUUGACCAAAUGUUUCCAUGUCUUCUGCAUGAAAUGCUUGAAAACGAGGUAUGACACAAGACAACGAAAAUGUCCGAAGUGUAACGCUGGUUUCGGCGCCAACGACUUCCAUAGGCAUUUUCCUGGUCGCGAUGCGAUUAGUCGUCGAUUUCAACUGAUUGCUCUACCUCACGCUGAACUACGUUCAUCGGCUGAUUCUUGCAACCGGUCGCUUCCAGCCAAGGAAUAUGAUGCUUCUCACAUUUGCUUCGCAGCGAGAUUAUUUUAUCUUUUCGAUAUGAUGUGUUCGAAUGAAAACCUUUCACCAUCUAUUACGGUCGUAGGCACUCGUUUUUGUGACUGC